AUGGCUCACGUUACGCUGAGUGAUGGCUUGGCCAUCUGGCAACUCGUUUACUACGCUGUGGCUCUCAUCUGCAGCAUAUUUGUAUCUUUUCGACACGGGCUGGCACGGAGUUCCGGUUGGAUCUUUCUCACGAUAUUCAGCAUCAUACGUGUCGUUGGAUGCUCUGCGCAGAUUGCAACGAUAACUGCCACGUCGGAUACUGCCGAGACGAUUGCUACCAUACUUGGCUUCUUGGGUCUGUCGCCGCUCUUACUGGCCACAUUGGGCAUUUUAUCCCGAGUAUACUAUUAUCUCCUUAAGCGACCGUACAACAUUGUUUUCAAUUUAUUUGUGGCAAGAAUAGUCCAAAUACCAGCUGUUGUCGCCCUCAUCCUCUGUAUUGUUGGUGCAACCUCGGCAGAUACUCCAGCAGACAUUAUGACCCAGGAUACGGUAAAGGAUGGAGUGAUUGUGUACCUGGUAGUCUUGAUUCUCCUCAUCCUGCUGACGAUAGGCGCCUAUAUUACGCGCCGUGUCACAGAACGGCGUGGAGAGACUGCAAUGCUGGUCAUCAUAACAUUAUCACUACCGUUCCUCCUUGUUCGCAUAAUCAACUCGCUUCUUCUCAUAUUCGACAAAAACUUCCAAAAUUCGACAGCAGAGGGAUCAACAUCAGCUGUGCUCGCAGAAUUUUUCAUGGCAAGAAUCGAGGAGAUGAUUGUCGUUUUCUUGUAUUUGUAUGCUGGCCUUACGCAUCAAGCCGUGCCGGAAAAAGAGCAUGGCGAACGAACUAAUAAAGAAAAGCUCGCGCAUCGGGCUGCGAGGGGAGAUUUUGGCAACGGCAGGCUGGGGGUGAUAUCCCUGGCAAUUGCAACUGCCAGCGCAAGCUUCAAGGGAGGCAAUGAUGGGCAUAAUCGGGAUGAACAAGACACUGAAAUUGGGCUGGUACAGUGCCGCACGGCAAGAUAA
This is a messenger RNA of Trichoderma gamsii, 948 nucleotides long. RefSeq lists its product as hypothetical. The transcript is spliced from 2 exons. Lineage: Eukaryota; Fungi; Ascomycota; Sordariomycetes; Hypocreales; Hypocreaceae. The record is from RefSeq and is a predicted model, not a curated record. The coding region runs from base 1 to 948 and encodes 315 amino acids.